Messenger RNA from Closterium sp. Yama58-4, 1662 nucleotides. Lineage: Eukaryota; Viridiplantae; Streptophyta; Zygnematophyceae; Desmidiales; Closteriaceae. The record is from the annotation of a GenBank genome assembly.
AUGGGCGAUUUUCCGGCCAAGGUUGACGGAGGGAUGGCCGGGAUAAGGGAGAGAAUGAUGACGGAAGGCGAGCUGCGCGCCGAGUUCGAGACGGGGGGGAAUCGGCGGAAGGGGGUAGAAAGGCCGCGAGAGAGGGAAGGGGGGAGGGAGGGGGAAAGGAGGAGCAAGGGGGAAUGGAGCAAGGAGGGAGUUUGGAGGGAGGUGCGACAGGGGAGGGAGGUGCGACAGGGGAGGGAGGUGCGACAGGGGAGGGAGGUGCGACAGGGGAGGGAGGUGCGACAGGGGAGGGAGGUGCGACAGGGGAGGGAGGUGCGACAGGGGAGGGAGGGGACAAGGAGGAGGGAGGCGAAAAGGGUGGAAAGUGAUUCGCGGAAGAGCAGGGAAGGGCGGAGGGAGCGUGCGGGGAGAGAGAGGCAUGCUGGCGAAGGAAGCGAUGCAGUGGGGUGCGGAGGGGUGGAGGAGGAUAAGGCGAGUGGUGGAGGGAUGGAUGGGGAGAGAGCAGAUGCUGUAAGAACCAGCGACAGGGAUGGCGGGUGUGGCAGGGGCGCAGGGUGGGCGCUGGGCCCACAGCAGGCGGGGCAGCGCAAAAAGAGGGUGAAAGCAGUGGCAGUGGCAGUGGCGGCAGGGGAAGGUGCAUGUGAGAGGGACCGCAAGUAUGAGCCUGGUGGGGGAAGGGGUAGGGGUGGGGCGGUGGAGUGUGCGGUGUGUGCGAGUGUGGGGAACGAUGAGGUUGGAGGGGCGAUGGCAGGAGAUGAAAAGGUGGGCAAGAGUGACUCGCCCGUGAUUCUGAUGCCUCUGUUGCCCGUGCUGCCCGUGCUGCCCGUGCUGCCCGUGCUGCCCGUGCCAUCUGUGCUGCCUGUGCUGCCAGCAGUGCCAGUGAGUGCGGGCAGGAGCACAGAGGGCGGAGGGGUCUGCCAGAGUGCAGCACAGUUCUUUGCAAGCCGUGGGGCCGGCAGCAGGGCUUGUGGGAGGGGCGCUGGCGCAUGUGAGCGUGCUACGGGAGGGGAAGACCUGGAGAGUGGUGCUGGCAGGGAAGGCUUGGAGUGUGGUGCUGGCAGGGAAAGGUGUGAAUGUGGUGCGUGCAGCACGGCAUGUGAAGGUGCCCGCCCUGCUGUGUGCUCCGCUGUUGACAGUCACGGGUUAAGUCAAGGGAUCGACGCGGGGCAAUGGCGAGAUGGGGACGAUGACCGAGACCAGACCAUCUGUCGGACAAAUGGAAAAGGAGGGACAGGAGGAGGGGGGGGAAGGGGAAAGGCAACAAUGGCGUGGGACAGGUGUGCUGCUGCGACUGUGCGCCUUGCUUCUGCAUCAACUGCCGUCAUUCCCGCUCCUGCGGUGGCCCGAAUCACUCCACCACCUCCCGUUUCUCCUCCCCAUGCCACAAACUCACUCCUCCACCCGUGUUUCCUCCAAAGCUCAGAGGUGCAAUUUGUGGCGGUCAGAGAAGCGAUGGGGUGCAGUGAAAGGGCUGGGAGGGAUGGGAGGGAUGUACCGGGGUUGACAAGAGGGGACGCUGAGAGCAGCAGGGCACACGGAGGCUGCACACAGGGAUCAACAGGCGGCCAGCCAUGGCAGUGUGUUGAGAGCCGGUCUCGCUCCGCCACCCCUGAGCCGUUUCCUCGUGUGAUCUGGACCUCUGUGUGGACAGGUGUCUCAAUAUGA